GCCAACUGUGUCCGGUGGAGAAAUAAACAGCUUGUGUCUGCGAGUUAAUCGGCGAGGCUCGGCCCAUUGUUACCGGUAUGUUAACGCUAUGGAACAAUUUUGAGUCUGAAUCCCAUCAUAUAUAUGUGUUUUCUCCGUGUAGCUAACAGCUGCCCCCGACAGCGAUAACAUUACAGUAACUUUGACUGUAAAAACUUUCCGUCGACGCUGCUCGGCUAACGCUAUCGGUGAGCUCAGCUGUUAACAACACAGUACUGUCCCCAUUGUUAGUUGUCACAGGACGAAGAGUCACCUGAGUUUCACCCGACUUCCUUCUCGACUAGCACCACCUCCACCAUGACUGCUGCUGUGAGAGUUUCUGCCAAAGUGCCUAUCCGAGGUGCUGGUGAUGGCAUGGAAACAAAAAAACCGCCGGCCGUCCUGGAGGUAAACACAGAUGCCCUGCCACCAGGCUCGUCUGCAGUUACCCUCUUGAAGGUGGCGAGCCCAAAACACAGCCCCAAGUCUACCCACGCUGCUCCCCCUGCCGCCCCCCAGCCCCCCGGGGUGCUCCACCUGGGCAAGGUGAGUCGAGAGGCCUGCACAGAGGUGGAGGCUGUGAGGAUUCUUGUCCCACGUUCAGCUAUUAGCCGGAGCAGCCGCGUGGGACCUGUUGAGGGGAAAGGGGAGGCCGGGCAACAUGCUGAGGAGCAGGGCUCUCCCCCGCUGCCUCUGGGGGAGGACUGGAGAGGACAGCUGGAGAAGCUGCAGAACUCUGAACGCAGGCUGCUGCAGGACAAGGAAGGUCUCUCCAAUCAGCUCCGUGUGCAGACUGAGGUGAACCGUGAGCUGAAGAAACUGCUGGUGGCGUCGGUGGGGGAUGACCUUCAGUACCACUUUGAGCGUAUGUCGCGGGAGAAGAACCAGCUGAUUCUGGAGAAUGAGGCACUAGGCCGGAGUCUGGCACACACCGCGGAGCAGCUGGAGCGAAUGAGUAUCCAGUGUGAUGUUUGGAGGAGCAAGUUUCUGGCCAGCAGAGUCAUGGCAGAGGAGCUGACGAAUGCCAGAGCAGCUCUGCAGAGACAGACCAGAGAAGCACAAGGAGCCAUUCAGGAUCUGCUGCUGGAGAGAGAGGAGUUCUCCAGGGACAUGGUGCUCACUCACAGAUCUCUGGAGCAGCUCCUGGUGUCUCUGCAGUGGGGCAGACAGCAGACGUACUACCCCAGUGCACAGCCCCUCAGCACCGGAGAGCUUGCAGCCGCCAAUCACAAGCUAGCGGACACCAUCAACUCCCACUUGCUGGGAAACACCGGCGGCGGCGGCGGCAUGGUAAAGAGCAGCAGUGCAACGGCUGAGCACCUCUGCAGCACACCUGCGGAGAAGAUGGCUGAGAAGGUGCUGAAGAUUUUAGAUCCAAUUUCCUGCUCAGAAAACAAGGCAGAUCCUCCACUCAAUGACUCAACCUCUUCAAACUUCCUCAGCAAUAAGAAGAGCAUUGGAAGGUUUCACCCGUACACACGCUAUGAGAACAUUACUUUUAACUGCUGCGAGCGCUGCACUGGAGACAUCCUGGUGCUGUAGAGAUCAAGUAGGGCAAAACGCCCCCCGUCUGACACCAGUGCAGCAUCCGUUUACUUCAGAUGACUGAAGUCUGAACAAGAGUGUACUCUGGAGAACAUUGUUGCUCUGUGUUCAGCGACAUUUGCUUUUGUUGCAGUGCUGAUUGUUGGAUUUCCACAAUUACCGAUAAUGGUUUUAAAUUUUAUCAAGCUGCUGUUUAUUUAGCUGUCUUUAACUUUGGGGGAGGAAAAAAAGCUAAAUAAGAAAAGUUGUUUGUUCAGGAAUCAUGAUGUGAAAGUGAUAACAGUAUGCAUUUCAGAGCCACUACAGUCUGGUUUAAACCGUGGAAAGUGUUAUUUAUUGGUGGAAUGUGAGGUCAAGAUGAGUCAGUGUUACACGGUUAAAAUACACUGUUAGGCGGUAAGCUUAUUCAAACUUGAACAUUAGGCUAGUGUGUUUUAUUUAAAAAUAAUCCUAUAUCCAUACGUCAAUGUACAAACAGCCUGUUGUGGAAAUACGCUCCAGGAAAUUAACAAACUGAGAGGGGUUUCUCCAUGUCCCCAGAAUGAUGGUGCUAUCAUAUUUUAGUUAAUAUUGUGUUAACAUAUUUGUACAUUGGCAUAAAUAUACACAGCAUUUUUUGGAAGUGGUUUUACGGUACAACAAUACACUAUUAUUGUGCAGCAGUAUUGUUAAAAGCCCUGAUGUUACCUGUUGCUCACACACACAGGUCCCAUUAUUUGCAAUGUUUGACAUUUGAAUUUAAGUUAUGUUUGAUUUUUUUCAUCGAAUUAUGUCAUUUAUUUGGCUUUUUUGUUUAAUUUAAAAAAAGAUUUAAGACUGUUGAAAUUACUAGUAAUAUAUUGUGCAUGCCUUUUUACAAUUUUCUAAAAUCAAGCUGUAUAUUUUGGUUGAUUUCAUCUGUAUGGAUAGUUUGCUUUUUGCAGGGUUGGUGACUGUAUACUUUACAGUGACCAGCAGACGGGACACAUUUAAAAUAUUUAUACAUCUUUUGUUUUCUAUGUCAGACCAAAAUAAAGACCAAAUUCGUUU
Morone saxatilis (striped sea-bass) is the source of this 2592-nucleotide messenger RNA. RefSeq names its product basic leucine zipper nuclear factor 1 (gene blzf1). The record is from RefSeq and is a predicted model, not a curated record. Gene Ontology annotation, cellular component: Golgi membrane. Gene Ontology annotation, biological process: Golgi organization; Golgi to plasma membrane protein transport. The coding region runs from base 337 to 1560 and encodes 407 amino acids. NCBI's taxonomy places the organism in Eukaryota, Metazoa, Chordata, Actinopteri, Moronidae. The transcript has 6 exons.